Messenger RNA from Bursaphelenchus xylophilus (pine wood nematode), 1821 nucleotides. The record is from the annotation of a GenBank genome assembly. Lineage: Eukaryota; Metazoa; Nematoda; Chromadorea; Rhabditida; Aphelenchoididae.
AUGCUGCUUAGAGGUCUGCGGUCUUCGAGAAGGUUGCCGGAAUUUCUGGGAAAUCGGUUUUAUCCUGCCACCGCGCAGAAAUACACCAAUGACAAUGUGAUGAAAGUGAAGCAGGCGCUGAAUCUGGCAUUAGACGAGGAAUUGGCCAGAGAUAAGGACGUGUUUAUUCUGGGAGAGGAGGUUGGACAUGCUGGAGGGGCUUAUGGAGUAAGCCAUCUAAAUACGGGGAUAUUCUAAGUGCGACGCUCACAAAGAUAUGGCCAAAAGUAUUUUUCUCUCUGAAAACUCGCCAAGUUUAACAUACUCUCUCGGCCGAAAUGUCGUUGAAUCUCUCUGUUGCUCCAGCAAAGCGCGAGCUAACUUCCAGGAAUUUAUGUAUGGCCUGUACCUGCAGGGUAUGCGAAAUUAAUGGAAAAUCUGAGCGUCGCACUUGAUACACUUCCUUUGCAAAGCUGAUAUCUACUGCGCUCGUUCAAAACUUUUAAAAUUCCAAACUUGUCGGCUUUUAGGUCACAGCAGGUUUGUGGGAAAAGUAUGGGGAUAAAAGAGUUGUGGACACUCCCAUAUCCGAAAUGGGAUUCAGCGGACUGGCGGUUGGAGCGGCUUUCAAGAAGCUCAGACCAAUUGUGGAUUUCAUGACUUGGAAUUUUGCGAUGCAAGCGGUGGAUCAAGUUGUUAAUAGCGCCGCAAAAACGCUGUAUAUGUCCGGCGGGACGGUAGGGAUAUUUCUCAGCGCAUUAACCAUAGCUUUAGAUCCAUUGUCCCAUCGUUUUCCGAGGGCCAAACGGGCCUGCGCCAGGAGUGGCAGCCCAACAUACCCAGGAUUUCUCUUCGUGGUACGCUCAAAUUCCUGGCCUCAAAGUUGUCGCUCCAUAUAACGCGGAAGAUGCCAGAGGACUUUUGAAAGCUGCCGUCAGAGAUGAUAAUCCCGGUAGGAGCGGUUUAGGCAUUUUAAAGGGGCUUUUGGCCUAAAAAUCUCGUUUGUUUGAGCUAUGAGUCCCGCUUAUGUUGUAGUAUGUAUAAAGAAUUUUUCUGAAAAUUUCCCAAAUUUUAUCCAACCUGAGCGUCGCGUAAAAUCCUCCUCAUCAGCCUCGUUUCAGUGGUGAUUCUCGAAGACGAAGUGCUGUAUGAGUUGGCUUUUCCCGUGUCCGACGCGGCUUUGCACAAGGAUUUUACUGUGCCAAUUGGGAAGGCGAAGAUCGAAAGAGAAGGUGGUGAUGUCACAAUUGUCGCUCAUUCCAUGGGCCUACAUCAUGCUCUGCAAGGAGCUGAAGAGCUGGCGCUUAUUGGGAUCCAAUGCGAGGUGGGGUCGACUAACUGGUAUAAGACUGUCGGGAAUAUAAUGUGGUUUUGUCGGAGCAAAAGUUCUCGCCUCGUCGCGGAUCAACUCUCCAAUCGCUAGCCGUCGCGAAGCGAUGAUGGGUGAUUCCAAGACGCGAUGAAUCUACAUUAUUUUUCCGACAGACUGAUAUGCAUCUUGUCAUAACCUUCACUCUUAAGGUCGUGAAUCUCCGUUCUCUGCGGCCUUUCGACUUCGAAACUGUCGCGAAAUCGGCGCUAAAAACCCGCAAAGUCGUCAUAGUCGAAGUGGGCUGGCCAUUCUGUGGGAUUGGAGCGGAGAUCAGCUCCCAAAUCAUGGAAUCCGACGUGUUCUAUCACCUGGAGCAUCCGGUGCGGCGAGUUACCGGCGUCGACGUCCCCACUCCGUACAACGAGACCUUGGAGCGCAAGGCGUUCCCCAGCGCUGCGACCGUGGUCAAGGUGGUGAAGAGGAUUGUGGAGCAGGCCAAGCGGGAGAAACACGUCUGGCAUGGAUAUUAG